Acipenser ruthenus (sterlet) is the source of this 2860-nucleotide messenger RNA. Its product is annotated as differentially expressed in FDCP 6 homolog. Gene Ontology annotation, cellular component: nucleus; cytoplasm. Lineage: Eukaryota; Metazoa; Chordata; Actinopteri; Acipenseriformes; Acipenseridae. The record is from RefSeq and is a predicted model, not a curated record. The coding region runs from base 366 to 2213 and encodes 615 amino acids. The transcript has 12 exons.
CUGGUCUCCAAUACAUAGCAAGCCAUUUACCAGAGUGGCAAAACUUCCUAGUCACUGUCACUUUAAGUAGCCAUCACUAUCUGCAGUAGCAUAAGGGUACGGUAGUGCUGUAUAAACUCUUGGGUUUUCAGGGGUACCACUUUUCUGCAUGUGGGGUGCAAAAACAAUAAGAGCCAUGUAUUUGCACUGAGGGUUGUAAAAACAGUAAUGCGACUGAACCCUUUUUGUUUGUGAAUUUGUAGAAAAGUCUGUGAAUAAUCCUUCACUCUUAUUGGUCACGCUUGACAUUUGCAGACUUCCCCUUGAGAGGCAGUUCCGGCUAGAACCCCCCCUUGACUACAAAUCGUAGAAGUGCACAUCCUGUCAUGUAUGCAUUCACACCUCUCCUGUUCUGCUCGGUGUUAUCCCACAAUCUGUACACAGCCCUGCAUAUCCCCCACGAUCCUGUGGCGCUGGAGGAACACUUCCAGGAUAAUGACGAUGGGCCAGUCUCCAACCAGGGAUACAUGCCCUAUCUCAACAAAUACAUCCUGGCGAAGGCAAAUGAUGGGACCUUCGAUAAAGAGACAUUCGAUGACCUGUGCUGGAUGAUGACAGCUAAGAAGAACUACAAGCCAGGCAUGGAGGCUGGCCUGUGCUCCCGGAAAGAUGCUUUUAAACUGUGGUGUCUUUUUAACAUGUUAUCAGAAGACAGAUAUCCCCUUGUCAUGAUACCUGAAGAGGUUGAGUACUUGCUGAAGAAGAUCGCUUCAGCCAUGAGCUUGGAGUGGGAGCAGAAUGGUCUGGAUGACUGUUACUGCCAGGACCCAACGCUACUGGAUGGAAUGACGGUCUGGACGUUCCUGGAACUAAUGGGCUCUGGGAGGCUCCUCAAAAGUGAGAGCACAGGGGCAGUGAGCCUGGCUGUGGAUGAAGUCUUCCAGGAAAUGUACCAUGAUGUGCUGAAGAAGGGCUACAUGUGGAAGAAGGGGCUGGUGCGCAGGAACUGGAAUGAGCGCUGGUUCGUGCUGAAGCCCUCAGUCAUCCAGUACUACGUCAGCGAGGACCUGAAGGAGAAGAAGGGAGAGAUCCUGCUGGAUAAGAGAUGCAUUACAGAGGCUAUUCAGGAUAAGGAUGGCCGACGCUGCCUUUUCUGCAUAAAAACAGCAAACAGGACAUUCGAGAUUAGUGCGUCCGACCUGAAGCACCGUCUGGAGUGGAUGCAAGCGAUCCAAACAGCCAUUCGUCUCCUAGCCGAGGGCAAGAGGUCUCUACACAAGGAGCUGAAGCUGCGCCGGCGGGAGAACAGAGAGCAGAGCUCGAAGCAGAAAGAGGAGCAGCAGACACUCCAGGGCCUGCAGGAGGAGAAGGAGAGGCAGAUCCAGGAGAGGGAGCAGCUGGAGGCUGAGGCUCUCCAAAAAGAGGAGGAGGAGAGGGAGUGGGAGAAGCAGCAGCACAUGCAGCGAGCCCUGGAGAGGCAGCUCAGAGAGGCAGAGAAGGCACGAGCUAACAUGGCAACAGAGAUUGCUCAGAAGGAGGCUGAAUCAGAGAAGCAGCGACUGCGAAUCCGGGAGCUGGAAUUAACCCAGCAGGCCUUGGAGAAAGCGCUGGAGGCAGAGAUCCAGGCGAGAGUGGUGGAGGAGCUGGCCACAGUCAACCAGGCCAGUUUGCUGGAGGAGGAGGAAGAAAAGCUGAAGCAACUGAGAUGUCUGAAGGAGGAGCAGGAGGCUCUGUUACAGCAGACCCAGCGGGAGAAGCAUGAGAUACUGCAGGACAUGACAGAGAAGGCCCAGGCCUUAAAGGUGGCCAGCCAAGAGCUGGAGAAGCUGCAGGAGUCCAGGCAGAAGAGCAACCAGUUCCUGGAGGAAGCAAAGAAGAAGUUGUGCAGAGCCAGCUGCCAUGUGAAACACUGGAACGUGCAGCUGAACCGUAUAAUGAAGCCCAUCUCUCCAGGAGGUCCUGUGGGACAAGGUCAGCCUGCAUUGAACACAGAGGUGCCAGUCCACCAAAGAGGGGCGUUCACUAGCAACGAGUUCAUUGUCAAGAAGCAACUCUGUAAUACUGAUCGCAGGCUGUCUGGAGCGUACAGUCCAAACAGCCAUUCAGUGUGGCCGUCCCGGCUGUAUUCUGAGGAGGAGGAAGAGGAGGAGGAGGAGGUUCAGGACCAGCUGAGGAAGGUCUCUCUCACAGAAACUGACAGCACAAGAUGUGAAACCAACAGGCCCAGUCAUUAGACAGGAGGAAAUUCGGACUUGUGUACAAGACUAGAUAGCAAGAGACACUGCAGAAGCAGAUCUGUAGAGUGAUUUCUUCAAGACCAGUGCCACAGUAACUGUAUUUGACCUACAGGGGUCACUCUAAAAAUGUAUAUUAAAGUGGAAUAAUGUCAGCAAUAAUAUCAUUUGUUUACAUAUCCCUCCUACAUUGGAUUAAAACAUCCCAAUAAUAUAAGGCCAGCUAUAUUUUCACUGCCCAGAUUUAUUGAACAUUUUCUUUUACCUAGUGAUGGUUAAGCAUUCAAUAAACACUGCUGCAAAGUGUUUGGUAUAAAUGCGCGUUGUAUUUUGUAUUUCUAAAUACUGGCUUCAAAGGCUUUUAUCAAAGGUGUAUUUGCUUAUCAGUCAUUGCCCUCAUUUUUGUCUAAGUUCCCCCUCCUCUCUCAAAAUGAAAUGCAAUCUAUUUCUUCCCUCUGGCCUAUUGAUAAGAGCAGAACCAGCAGAAUCACAGCUUCUGCUGGUUUAAAAAAUAAGACAGACACUUUUUAUUGAUUUAUUUUUAGCAUGGAAAGUUACUGUGGCAUUUGGUAAACGGUUUACAUGGACUGAUGUAUUUGGUAAUGUUGUUUCUGUUUUUUUAAUAAAUAAAAUGAGCUGCCCUGUUG